Molecule: messenger RNA, 1158 nt
Organism: Striga asiatica
Lineage: Eukaryota; Viridiplantae; Streptophyta; Magnoliopsida; Lamiales; Orobanchaceae
Source: the annotation of a GenBank genome assembly
UCUCGAGCUCGAACAACUAUUAAAUGGAGGGAGCUGAGGAAAACAGAGAAAUAAUCGAUCUGCUCCGCAGAUUCACGAAAAUACGCAGCGAGUGCCCUACCGAGAACAAGAAGCCUUCGGCGGAGGAAGAAGAAGAAGACGAGGACGUGGAGCUUGGCCUGGGCCUGUCGAUGAACGGGAGGUUCGGGGUGGACCCCACCAGGAGCAAGAAGCUGAAGCGCUGCUCGUCCAUAGCGGACGUGGCCCUGGCGAAGGCGGGGCCCCAAGUGCGCGUGGCGGGGGUCGAUUUGCACGCGCCGCUGUCGAGGACGCGGUCCCUGCCGGCGGGGACGGAGGAGGAGUGGCGCCGGCGUAGGGAGAUGCUGACGGCGAGGCGGAUGGAGGCGAGGAGGAAAAGGAUGGAGAGGAUGAGGAAUCUGAGGGUGCCGCCGAGGGACGCCGGCGGCGGAGGGAGAAAUGUUCCGCCGCGCGAGGCUGUCGAGUCGUCGUCUCAAGGGUCGGGUGGGCCGAUGAGGAGCGGUUCGUCUGGCUCGUCUGAUCUAAUUGAAGGGUCGAAACAAAAUGCUGAGGUGUCGCCUUCGAGUUCCAGCAGGCAGAUUCCAAAGGGACACGAGCCAGCUGGCCGAGCCCUCGAGAGAGAAGCAAAAAGCGCCACGUGUCAACACGUCAAGAACACGAUGCGCGACAUGCCAUAUGUGACCACUAGAGAAGUCGGGCCUAAUGGCCGUAGAGUCGAAGGAUUCUUGUACGGUUACAAAAAAGGCGAGGAUGUUAAAAUCGUGUGUGUAUGCCACGGCUUGUUUUUCACGCCAAAGGAGUUUCUCGAGCAUGGUGGGGUUCGUGGUGACGUGGAGCACCCGUUGAAGCAUAUUGUUGUCAACCCUUUUCCCCUUUUGUGAUAUGUCCUCUUGUACUAGGUUGCAAAAAACUAUGUAGACUUUAGGUUUUGAGAGUUUGAGGACUUGUUUAAUGUAUGGGAAAGAAGAAGAAAGGGUUUGUAAGGAAAAGCUUUAUGUUGUGAGUUGUGACCUUCAAGGGAUCUGUAGCUCUUUUCAGUUAAAAUCAUUUUGGAUUGCUCUAUGUUUUGUCUGAUGUUGUAAAAUUGUAUAUAAUCCACUAGAAAUUUUUGGUAAAUGUUAAAAUGUAAUGUUGUCAAAU